AUGUUAAUCACAAUUUUACCUUUACUAGCCGAAUUCAUAUUAAAAAAUAUAAAUAAUGAUGAAACAAAAGAAACUUAUUUCUAUUUUAAUUAUUGUCUAUCAGGUAAAAUGAGGCAUUUUUUAAUCAAUGGUUCAUUAAAAGAUCCCUUUGAAAUAAAAUAUGAUGAGCAAUUAACAUCAACAUUGUUUGCUCGUGGAUGUGAAAAAAUAUUUAGAAUGAUUGACUAUCAACAAGACAUAAAAAUCGAUUAUGAAUCUUUAAUGUCGAUCUAUAACAAUAUGGGUGAUGGUGGACAAUUAAUAGCAAAAAUAAGAAAGUAUGCAGAAAAUAAACAAUAUGUUAUACAAAAGUCAAUCGAAAAACAAGUUAAUGAUGCAUGUGCUGGAUUAUUUGCGAUCUAUAUAAAAUAUUAUCGUCGAAUAAAUUUAGAUAAAUAUGAAUAA
Messenger RNA from Rotaria sp. Silwood2, 444 nucleotides. The record is from the annotation of a GenBank genome assembly. Lineage: Eukaryota; Metazoa; Rotifera; Eurotatoria; Philodinida; Philodinidae.